This is a messenger RNA of Helobdella robusta, 750 nucleotides long. RefSeq lists its product as hypothetical. NCBI's taxonomy places the organism in Eukaryota, Metazoa, Annelida, Clitellata, Rhynchobdellida, Glossiphoniidae. The record is from RefSeq and is a predicted model, not a curated record. The transcript is spliced from 2 exons. The coding region runs from base 1 to 750 and encodes 249 amino acids.
AUGAAAUUUUCAAAUUGUCUUCUCAGUGCCAUCGUCGGGGUCAUCGUGGUGGCUUCCUGUGGUCAGUGCAGUGUCCUGCCUUUCAAGAAAAACUUGAUAGCAAGACAUUUUUUCAACCUGUUCAAUGAUGAUUCAUCAUCAUCAGCAGCAGAACCAACCACAGUAGGCCUACCAGCUGUAUCUUUCUCUCCCUCAUCACCAUCAGCAGCGGAAGCAACGUCGUUAUCUUUCGACGACAUGAAUGAUGUCAUGCAGACAGCAGUUGACGUUAGUAAGAUGAACGAACAAAUUUCAAUGUUCGGUAAGCACGAGAGAAACAAAAGAGCUGACAGCGACUUCAGUGGCCACAGCCAGGACAACGACGAUGUUACGAGCAAUGACAACACCAAUCAUGUUAUCGCUUCAAAUAUAAACUCAAAAGCACUUUCGUCGUCUCCACUCAAUCCAUCUCCCAGCGGCCAAACGAGAAGACAGAAACGUUUGGACAACACUUUGAACAAACGGAGCUUGUGCCCAUGGACCAUCAUUCAAGACUUCCAGGCCAACAGAAAUCCUCAGACAAUCUACAAAGCUCAGUGUGACAUCAGCGUGAAAGGUGCCUACUCCUGCGAGCACGUGUACAUGAAGGUUCUAACGAUGGUCUACACCAAUGGGGGCUGGGUCUCUAACAUGGUUGACGUUCCGGUCGGCUGCAUAACUGCAGUUCCGGUCACUGCAUCGGCCAGCUAUGUUUCCGGUACUCUUUCGUGA